AUGGUCCUGGAUACUGCAAACUUGAUAGAGACAAAACCAAUCAGAAUAGAACGCGUGGAAAUUGUUGGCUUGAAAAGAACAAAAGAUGAUAUUGUUAAAAAAGCUACAAAAUGUCUAUUUGAUUCCAAAACCAUCAGUGAUGUAAUUACCAAGAGUGUGAUAGUUAAAAGAAACCUGAUGCAGUUAGAGUGUUUCAAUGAUGUAUCCGCCAAGUUAGAUGUUAAUAGUGUCGAUGGACAAGAUAAAUAUUAUGUUACUAUUACAGUACAGGAAUGUAAUUGGGUACAAGGACAUGUCAAAAUUUUAUCCGAUGCUCAUUUUGACAAUAACCCUGAUCCUAAACUGUCAACUGGAAUAUCAUUUUUAAACUUGUUUUGCCGUGGUGAAAAAUUAAAUUUUGUGUCUGAUAUAUACUCAUCCAACAAAAAAUUCUCUACUGGUAGUAUUAGUUUUACAAAACCAUUACUUGCCUUAUUUAAUCCAUAUUUAUACACAACAGUUUUCAAGAACCAUUAUGAUAGAAAUAGAUUUGGCUAUUCAUUUGACGAGUACGGAUUAAAUGCUGGAGUAAAUUUAAGCCAUGAAUAUUUAAAACUAAACUUAUUAUGGGAAGGAGUGGCUAGAGAUUUAAAAUAUGCACGAAAUGCACCAUUUGGUAUACGAGAACAGCUCGGACUUACCAUGAAGUCAUCUGUUAAAAUGACUGCUUCUUAUGAUACUCGAGAUAGUGGUGUGUUUCCCAGUUAUGGAUCACUAGUCCAGUGUUGUUCAGAAUUUGCUGGGAUUGGUGGUAGCCAUGAGUUUGUAAAAAAUGAACUGACCCUUCAACAUACAUUUAGCACAAUCCUAGAUUUUGCUGUUACUGGAUCUUUCUCUUUUGGAAUAUUAGAUAAAAUUGGAACUUCCUCUGGAACAAGCAGUAUUUUAGAUAAUUUUUAUCUUGGCGGACCAUUGACCUUCAGAGGAUUUGAAGAAUGUGGUGUAGGUAAAAAAGAAGAUGGAAGCAUAACAGGUUCUUCGAUGUUUUGGAGAUACAAUACUCAUGUACAUGCUCCACUUCCAUUUUUAUCUAAAAAAAAUAAACUGUCCAAUUUAAUAAGGAUACAUUUAUUUAUGAAUUCUGGAAAUGUUGGAAAUCGUCUAGGAAAUCUGACCAAAGACAUACGAGGACUGGUCAACAACGUACGGCUAUCAUAUGGAGCCGGUUUAGCUUUAAACAUCAACAAUUUAAUGAGAUUAGAAAUUAAUUAUUGUUUACCAGUUUUUUAUUCAAAUAAUGAUUCUAUUGUGUCAAAUAAAAAUCAAUGGGGCUUUGGUUUGCUGUUCUAUUAA
This is a messenger RNA of Macrosiphum euphorbiae (potato aphid), 1332 nucleotides long. The record is from the annotation of a GenBank genome assembly. Lineage: Eukaryota; Metazoa; Arthropoda; Insecta; Hemiptera; Aphididae.